Nematolebias whitei (Rio pearlfish) is the source of this 1874-nucleotide messenger RNA. It is a transcript of the gene stard3, whose product is annotated as StAR-related lipid transfer (START) domain containing 3. The record is from RefSeq and is a predicted model, not a curated record. Gene Ontology annotation, cellular component: late endosome. Lineage: Eukaryota; Metazoa; Chordata; Actinopteri; Cyprinodontiformes; Rivulidae. Gene Ontology annotation, molecular function: cholesterol transfer activity; cholesterol binding. The transcript has 14 exons. The coding region runs from base 1 to 1338 and encodes 445 amino acids.
AUGCCUGGUGGAAACUACGCGGAGCUGGGGGGGAGCCUCCCUGCCCUCGCCUCCUUGAACGCCUCUUACUCCACGUCGUUGUCCCUCCCUUCCCCGUACCUGCCUGUACGAGCCAUCUCCGACGUCCGCCGCACCUUCUGCCUCUUUGUGACGUUCGACCUCCUCUUCAUCAGUCUUCUCUGGAUCAUAGAGAUGAACAUCACUGGAACCCUCUGGGAAAACUUGGAGGAUCAGGUUGUCAGAUAUAACUUCAAGUCGUCUUUCUUUGACAUAGUACUUCUUGCCGUCUUUCGUUUCCUUUGUCUACAAAUCGGUUAUGCAGCGUUCCGAUUGAAGCACUGGUGGGUUAUUGCGGUUUCCACUCUGGUGACCACAGUCUUCCUCGUUGUGAAGGUCAUCAUAUCCAACCUUCUGUCUAAAAAUGCCUUUGGCUACGUCUUGCCCAUCACCUCCUUCGUAGUGGCCUGGGUGGAGACCUGGUUCCUCGACUUUAAAGUUCUGACUCAAGAAGCCGCCGACGACAGAGCGUAUUUAGCAGUGGUGAACGCAGCCUGUGAAAGGGCUCCUGCCAUCUACCCCCAAGCUGUUUCAGAUGCGUUCUACUCCCCACCUGAAUCUGUCGUAGACUCGGAAGAGGAUCUGGAUGAAGAGGGCCUUGGGCGAAAAGCUGUCAGUGCUCAGGACAAGGAGUACGUCCGGCAGGGUUGGGAGGCCAUGUCUGUGGUGGAGCAGAUUCUCACUCAGGAGGACAACUGGAAGUUUGAGAAAAAUAACGACAUGGGAGACUCCGUUUACACUCUGGAGAUUCCCUACCACGGAAAGACUUUUAUUCUGAAGGCGCUCAUGCAGUGUCCCGCGGAGCUCGUCUAUCAGGAGGUGAUCCUGCAGCCGGAGAAGAUGGUCCAGUGGAACAGAACCGUUUCUGUCUGCCAGGUCCUUCAGCGGAUUGACGACAACACGCUGGUGUCGUACGACGUCUCGGCCGGUGCGGCAGGGGGAGUCGUGUCAGCCAGGGACUUCAUUAACGUUCGGCGCGUUGAACGCAAAGGAGACUGUUACAUGUCGGCUGGCAUGGCAACCAACCACGACUCCAAACCCCCGUGCAGCCGCUACGUCAGGGGGGAGAAUGGCCCAGGAGGGUUUGUGGUUCUGAAGUCCAGCAGUAGUCCGUCCGUCUGCACCUUCAUCUGGGUCCUGAACACAGACCUCAAGGGUCAUUUGCCUCGAUACCUCAUCCACCAGAGCCUGGCCGCCACCAUGUUUGAGUUCAUGUCCCAUUUACGCCAACGCAUCGUGGAUGUUCGGCUUCACCGCUCGCACCACCACCGCCACACCUAAAGCAGGAGAGCCCUCCUGAUGCUGGACCUCCACCACUUCUGCAAACCUGGUGUAGCAGCUCGUGGGAUGCUCCUGAAAGAGAAGUGCAACUAUAACUGAACAGGCUUCAUUUGGAAGCGCAGGAGAUCAAAUUUCCGACAGUUUCGUUAACGUGGACGUGCGACGAGAAGUGUCCCCGCCGGAGGUCACGGUGCACUUUACGAGACGACCUGCAGAAGGACGGGACUCAUCGGUUGCGGAAGACGGCCGACUUCUUAAAGAAGAACUGCUGCAACAGCCUGAAAACAGCCGAGCCUUCUCUGACGGAACACGCCGUUUAUCAUUAAUUUGCUGCUUUUUUUUAUAUGGAUUUGUAUCAAGAAUUAUCACCGCACGGUUUAUCUUUUUGUUUCUUCCUUCACUUGUUCAGACUUUGCAGCUGUAUUUUCAACAAACACCUGGUUUGAUGGAUUACAGCUAUUUUGACAUAAAUAUUCACCUUUAAACUGACGCUCGAGGUGCACUACCGCCUGCUCGCCACUAGAGGGAGACCUUGC